AUGAAAAGAAAGCUUCCUGACACAUUCCCCUAAGACCCAACCCAAUUAAAAAACGAAGAAAUACAAUAAUAAUAAGAAAACUAAGAUAAUGAAGAAAACCUCGAAGAAUCCCAAAUAAACUCAGGCAAAAAUGCACAAUACGAUCCCGAAUGGGUAUGCCUUCGAGGAGUAGAUCAUUACGAUCGCGAGAGAAAAAUAUACAAUAACCUUAAUCGAAAUCUCGAACAAGAAAUAUUUAAUAAAAUCGAAAAAAUCGGCAAGCCAAAAAUAAGAACAUGGCCUUUUUAAAAUUUACAAACGAACAAGAAGCUGAAAAAUUCCGAAAAUAUGUCUAAGAAGGUAAACUAAGUAAAAAACCUAAAUUCUUAAAAUACCAUCUAAGAAAUACCAUUAGAAGCCGAAAUCGAAGAAGAAUUAAAAAUUCCUUUAGAAGAGAAAAUAUGUCCUUUAGCCCUUGCUUAGUUAAAUAAAGAUAAUGACAUAUAAAAAAUUCCCAAAUGGGUAACUAGGAAACCUGAAGAAGAAAAAAUUAUAUUUAUUGAAUGUACUGAGAAUUUUUUCAACUACAGAAACAAAUCGGAAUUUACAAUUGGUAAAAACCACAAAGAUGAAAUAAGAGUAGGAUUUAACCGAACUAAUUUCAACAAAAAAAUCGCAUUCAUAGACGAUGCUUAAAAAAAUUGUCUUUCCACCCUCGAAUAAAUUAAAAUAGCAGAAAUUUUAUAAGAAUAUAUUAUUUAAAAUUAAUCUAAUUUCCAAGUAUAUGACAGGUUUACCCAUAAAGGAUUUUGGAGAUAUUUAGUCGUCCGUUAAAGUUUCUAAACAUUCUAAAUAUUAAUAAAUAUAGUAGUUAAAUAUGAAAAAGAAUUUUCUGAUGAUUCCAAAGAGAAAUUGAAAAAUGAAUUAAUACCAUUGUUUACAUAAAAAAACUAAUUCGAACCUUAUAAUAUAGUUUCUUUAAAUAUCCAAAACUAUGAAGAUCCUUCCGAUAGUAUUCCACAUAACGGAAAAAUUGAAAAUAUAUACGGAAACCCUAAUUACGAUGAAAUAAUCUUAGGAAACACCUUUAAAAUAUCUCCUAAUGCUUUCCUACAAGUCCAUACUAAACAAUGUCAAAAGCUAUACAAUUUAAUCGGAAAUAUAAUCUAAAAGAUAGGUAUAAGUGACUAAAAUACAAUAUUUUUAGAUAUAUGUUCAGGUAUAGGUACUAUAGGUAUAUGUUUAGCUCAAAAAGCAAAAUAAAUCAUAGGAAUAGAAUGCGUAGAAACUGCUUGCUAGGAUUGUGAAGAAAAUAUAAAAAUAAAUAAUGUCCAAAACUACAAAGUUGUUCAGGGAAAAGUAGAAGACGUUAUCCAAAAUGUAGUAUAACCUUUAAUUAAUUAAAAUUUCUAAAUUAUUGGGGUAGUAGAUCCUCCUAGAGCAGGACUUAAUUAAAGUGUUGUAAAAGCUCUAAGGACUUCACCCGCUUUUCAUACUGUAGAAUAUUUCGCUUGUGAUCUUUUCCCAUAAACUAAGCAUUUUGAAGGAAUAUUUUAUUUAUAAAGAUAUCCAAUUGAGGAAUGA
This is a messenger RNA of Ichthyophthirius multifiliis, 1563 nucleotides long. Its product is annotated as RNA m5u methyltransferase, putative. Gene Ontology annotation, molecular function: RNA methyltransferase activity. The transcript has 4 exons. NCBI's taxonomy places the organism in Eukaryota, Ciliophora, Oligohymenophorea, Hymenostomatida. Gene Ontology annotation, biological process: RNA processing. The record is from RefSeq and is a predicted model, not a curated record.